GCGCCGGACGGCUGCCCACUGGGGAGCUGCGCCUCCGGGUCGCGGCGGCUUGGUCUCGGCUCUCCGCCCUGCCGGCUUGGAUUUGCCCUCGACCCCCGGAGCCAUGGAGGUCGUGCUGCCCGCGGACCUGCGGCAGGACGCCCGCGUGGCCAAGAGGAGACACGCCGACUUGUGCAGGCAGAAGCGGGUCUUCGACGCCAGGAGCAGGAUCAUUGGGGGAGACACAGAAGCCUGGAACUCCCAGGUUCAUGACCAGAAGAUAAGAGAAGCAACUGAAAGAGCUAGACAUGAAACCUUUGCUACUGAAAUGAGGCAAAAUGACAAGAUCACAUGCAUAUUAGAAGAUCGGGAAAGGAGAGAUAGGAAAACUCUCUGUAGAGCUACCAAUGAUUUCCAGCAGAGCUUUCAGAGGCCAGAAACUCGCCGCGAAUUUGACCUGUCUGACCCCCUAUCCCUUAAGAAAGCUCUUCCAGCCCGGCAGUCAGAUAAUGACAUCCGGAAUACCAUAUCAGGAAUGCAAAAGUUCAUGGGGGAGGAUUUAAACUUCCGGGAGAGGAAGAAAUUCCAAGAGGAACAAAACAGAGAAUGGUCCUUGCAACAGCAACGGGAAUGGGAGAGGGCUCGUGCCCACCAGAAAUGUGCAGAGGACCUCUACUUGCAGACGAAGCUCAAGUUUGAUGAAACAGCGAGGCACCUGCAGAUGCUGGAAAGCAACGCCAGAAGGGCCGUCUGUGCAGCUGUGAAAGAGUUCAACAGGAACCAGGCCAUAGAGUCACAAGAAAGGAAAAAACAAGAGAAAAAGCAGGAGGAGGAAGACAACCUGGCCGAGAUCUCCAGCCUGCUGCACGGGGACCUGCUGUCUGAGAACCCGCAGCGGGCGGCCAGCUCCUUUGGUCCCCACCGUGUGAUCCCAGGCCGCUGGAAGGGAAUGUCCCGGGAGCAACUGGAACAGGUCCACCUCACUCAGAAGCAGCAAGUCCUGGAGAAGCUGAGGCUGCAGGAGGAGGAGUGCCAGCGGGACAUGGACUGGGACCAGCGGAGGAUCCAGAAGGCUCGCGAGGACCUGAUGUAUGAACGGCAGAUGCAGCGACACCAGCGAGACCUGCGCAGGACCCUGGACAGCAGCAACCGCAGCCUGGCCAGGCGACAGUGUCUGCAGAAAAAACACAUGGAUGAAGUCAGCACCAAUCAGCUCACAGGAGAUUAUUUCACACAAUUUAAUACCAGCAGUCGAUGAGAAGGACGCCCUCACUCCCCUGGGUCACGUGUGAAGUGUGGCAACCUUAAAGAGUCGUUAUUUUAAAAAGCCUGCGUUUCCUUGGUCCAGAAACCCCCACGGAAAGGUCUGAAUCUUUUGCAAGUCGAGGCAGAAGAGGGGAAGAGAGCUUGGCCCAGUGGCCCAGAGUGGAGAAGCAGGGGCUCAGCACCAAAGGCGCUUCUUGACCCCAGGGGCCCCAGAGGCGGCUGGCAAUCAUGAGGGGCAGUGAGGAAAAGGCGUGGCCACGCUUCUCCUGGGAACAGGCGAGGUCCCCUGGGAGCUCGCGCCACUCUUCUCCUUUCACGGCCUCGGUCUUCCAGGUCUGGGGGUUGGCAGCUGUCCAUCCUCUCAGUGGGGAGACUGGUGACCAGCCGCGUCCAGGUCCAGUUAACCUGUGUAAUAGCCCCAGACUUUUCCCAGUUGUCCCCAGUGACGUCGCACAAAGCUGAGUCGGCUCUGACCCAAAGGUCAGGCCACCGGAGGAGACAGACAUGCGUGAAGGCAGGACGCCCCUCCCUCCACCCCAUCGUGUCACCCACCGGGCGUCCACAGGCCCAAGUGAAGAGUCAGCAGAAGUGUUUCAGCAGAAGUGGCCUUCGGGUCCCCAAGGGUCUCCUAGACAACUGUCACCAUCCUAACCCACGUGUCAGAGGUGUCCGUGGGAAACUAGUGGCGUGACCUCCAGCUGAGAGCCAGCAAAGAGGGAGGAGGGAGAGCGACACCUCUCCUCCUAAAGGAAGUACAGGGAGAGGGGGCAUCAGGGUGUGCCUGUGGCUGCUCAGACUGCGGUUCAGCUGCUGCCCUCGGUGACAAGUGCUGUUGUUAGCGAGUGGCGUCGCUCCAUCAGGAGGUAGCCAAUGAGCGGGCGUCGCUCCCAUUGUGAUUCUCGAGGCAGCCGGAGCUGGUGUUUACCACUCACAUUUUCUAGUUGGAGACCCUGGUGUGGACAUGCACAGGGACUUGUCCUUCCCACUGCAGAGAAGCAGCAAGCUCAGGGUGAGCCCAGAAGGCUGGGCCCAGCCACUCCCCUCUCCGGAGAAACAGACCCCAAACCACAGUGGCCUCCAGGAAGGGCAGAUGUUUCUUUCCUACCCUUUGGAAGUUCCAGCUGACCGGGAACCCUGUUGAGCAGCGCUGCUCGCCUGGGCUCCCUCUGCAGGUCGCCCGGCCCUCCCCAACUCUCACAGCCCCCAUCCUGGGGUCCAGGCUGCCACUCCAGCUCCCACUCUCAUGCCACCCCAUGGCAGCCAGGGGGACAGGAACAGAGCAGAGGGCACAGCUUCCCUUGGGGACAUGCCUGGAAAGUGCACGCUCUGCCUCUGCCCAUUUCUCCAGUCCUAUGUGCUCAUGGUCCAAGGGUGGGACAAACACUUUUCCUUUGAAUCACACCAUCGUUCCUGCUCCCGUUGCUGUCACCUGCAGUCCCAUUGUUGAGACCAGGAAAGCCAGGCUGCGUUGAACUCUGAGGACACAAUAACAGCUGGCCCACUCAGGCUGUCACCCUAGGCAGCAGGGUGGAGAGAUGCCCUCAGAGGCCCAGAGUCUGGUGGAGUGGAGCAGGGCUUUGGGGCGCCCUCCCCCUCCUCCCUGACAUGGCCCAGGCCUCAGCCUCUGCGGGAGCUCUCCACUCUGCCCACGCCUGCCACAAAACUGCCCACAGAUGCUGCUAUCUAGGACCUGUUGCCCCACCCCUGUGUGGGCCUCAGGAACCCCAUGCCCUGAGUCACGCCAGCCAUAGGUGAACCAUGCCUCUAGUCUGCUCUCUGGAGCAAGGUGGGACCCUGCCGUGACAUCAAGAGUUGCUAAAGGUCCAGGGAAAACACAGGACAUGCAUCUGAGGGGGAGACCAGGGACCCAGACCCCUCCAAGGCCCCUCCUAGAGUCCCCUCCACAGGACGUGCUCCCGCCCACCUGUGUGCAAAGGCAGCACACCCCCUUUGCACAAGGCUGGAGCAAACACCUGUGGUCCCACUCUGCAGAGCCCAGGGUCCCCCAGAACUUGGCCUUUGUUUAAGAGCAGGGAUUUCUCUUCCCAGUGAGAUUGAGGGGCAAGAACACUCCCCGUGGGGAGGAAGGUGGUUUCCUAGGGCAAUGAACUGAGUGGCUUAAACCAUAGACACUUAACAGUUCAUGGCAGCUCUGGAGGCCAGAAGUCCAAGUGUGGGCAGGGUUGCUGUAAGGCAGAGCCCCGUUCCCCAGGCCUCGAGGGAGGGUGGUUCCAGGCCUCUUGCUGAGCUUCUGAUGGUUUCCGGCAUACUUCAGUGUGUGGCAUCCCUUGAUCUGCAAGCUUCUGUUCACAAAAUCUCCCCUGUAUGACUGAUCAGGGCUCACCUGUGACCUCGUCUUCCUGAUCACAUCUACAAUUCCCUAUUUCCAGGUAAGGUUACAUUAUGAGGUACCAGGAGUGAGGACCCCAACAUGUUUUGGGGGGGCACACAAUUAACCCACUAUGGGGGAAAGGCAGAGGGGAGCUUGCUCCAUUGCCUCCUCAGGUAAUCGUACCCAAGCUGAGCUAGGCAGGCCUUGGGGAGCAACGUGACAACAGGCGACUGACAGAACAGACACUUUGUCGUCCUGCUUUUGAGGAUCAACAUUGAGAAAUGGGAGGCGACCCUUGAGAGCACCAAGGGCUCUUCAAGUCCACAGUCCCUGAGCCAGUCUAACUCGAAGUUCAGGGGUGGAAGUGGAGCCCUGCAUAGGACCAUAAGGCAAGUCACACAUGAGCAUGGGCCAGAACCACCAGAAGGCUGCUGCAGCCCUGGAGAGGGCACUUAUACCCCAGAAUGGUGGGCUCAAUGUGGAGAGGCUGGUUUUUAACGCUGAACUUUGCAUUUUUAUAAAAAAUGUUCCAGAAAGGAGGACAGGCGGGAAAGCUGGGCAUUUGCUUGUGUUAGAUGUGCCCUCUGCUGGUGACACAGCACAGCGCCUUUCCUGUUCUCCCCAGGAAAAUGGAAUGAUUCACUCAUUAAGGAGCGAGCCUCUGUCACACGUUGGGCAAGUUCUUGCAACACCCAGGACAGUGCUGGAUAUUUGUCGUGGUCAUCCAGAGAAAACAGGGUGAAAUAAGCUAAGUGAUUUACCAUCCCCAGGAGGCAAAGCCCAGGUGCGGCUGUCUCCAUUAUUCUCGAGUGGCCUGUUAGAAUUUUACACACAACACAUAAGCUCCAGAGGACUUUUGUUUUUGUUUCUAACAUCCUCUGCUAACUGAAAGACUGUAGAUACCUGCCACCUGUAUUCUACAAUGAAUAUUUUGCUAUAUUUCCUUUAUUGCCUACCUCCCUGAAGAUUUGUUUUUUAAAAUUUCCGUUUUGUUGGGCUGGGGCUGUAGCUCAGUGGUAGAGU
Molecule: messenger RNA, 4600 nt
Organism: Marmota monax (woodchuck)
Lineage: Eukaryota; Metazoa; Chordata; Mammalia; Rodentia; Sciuridae
Gene: Ribc2
Product: RIB43A domain with coiled-coils 2
Exons: 7
Coding region: 104-1237 (377 amino acids)
Source: RefSeq, a predicted model, not a curated record